UCACGAGGAUGUAAGCACCUACACAAAGACACAUACACACAUAUACAACAGGCGUCUUUCAGUUUCUAUUUACCAAAUCUACUCACAAGGCUUUGAUCAGUCCAGGGCUAUAAUAGAAGACACUUGCCUAAGUUGCCUUGCAGCGGGACUGAACCUGGAACUAUGUGAUUGGAAAGCAAAUUUCUUACCAAACAGCCACGUAGAACAAUAUGCUUAAAGAGUAUUUGUGCUAAAUGAACUGUUGCCUGAUGUAUUUCGUAUAUUAUUCCAAGUUCAAGAAGUACUCCAGCAUUCUCUCAUGUUUCGCCAGCUACUUCCACCUACUCGACCUCAUGUGUUUAUUCCAAAAAUGUCUGGCAUAUGCAAGGAAUGCGGCUGUAGUUGCAAUACUUGCUUCAACAACAACAGCUUAGAUCUUCAUCAGCAGAUAGAAGAAUUACAGAGCAGUCUUAUUCGCAACAACAAGCACAUCCAUUACAAAGAAGAAGAACACUUACUCAGUAAACAGGCUUCUGAAUAUGAAGUUUUUAAACUGAAAGAGGAAAUAUCCAGACUUAGAGAUCGUUAUGACAGAUUAUUAGAAAGUCACAAGCGCCUUCAGAAACAAAAUCAUAAUUUAGAAGAUAAACUCCUGAAAGUUGUCAAUAAAUUUGAGGCAGAGAAAACCAAUAUACAGAAAGAACAUGCAGCAGUCACAUCGAAACUGGUUGACACUCAAGUAACUAUCAGUGAACUAGAAGAAGAAAAUGAUCGUUAUCGAAAAGAUUGUAAUUUAGCUGUUCAACUCCUCCAGUGUAAACCAUCCUCAUUCAUUGCCCACAAAUUGAAUUCUUUACCUCCAGAUCUUCAAGAACGAGUGAAAUGCCACAUGACCCAGGAAGAGCUGAUUAACAUGGAAGAACCUCCCAUGACAAAAGAAACUAAAUUAAUCCGAAUUCCAAUGCAAACGUUCCCUCCUACAGCAAUGGUUUAUUCCAUCAACAAUUCCAAUGAAGAUCAGUUGAAUGACAAACAAAAUUCAAAUACUGAGACUGUACCAAUGACGUUGAUAGCACAGGUUCUAUCUCAUCCAGAACCAACACGUAAACCACGUAGGACUUAUAUUUGUUUUCAGUGCCGACGGAAUGUUGUAUUAAUUGAUCGAGAAGUGCAAAUCUCACUUAACAAAGACUGCACAAUUUCAAAUAUUAAAGUUCAUAAAAGCAAAUGAAAGCAGAUAAACUCUUCUAAACAAGAAAUCUAAUUUGAAAGAGAUUUCUGCUUUACACACAUUGGUUUAAUUCUUUACCAAUUAAAGUAUAAAUUUAAACCAAAGGUUUUUUGCUUAUGAACAUAAUUUUAUUUAUACAGAAAAUCUGACUUGUUACCAAGAAGUUAUUUUUCAAGAGCUGGUCAGGAAGGACUGAUUAAGCUUUAUAUCUUUUGAUACUAUGGUGGAACAAGUUUCUCUUAUUAAAAUGUUGUCGAUUCUGUUGCUAUGACAAA
Octopus bimaculoides (California two-spot octopus) is the source of this 1485-nucleotide messenger RNA. Its product is annotated as brain-enriched guanylate kinase-associated protein. NCBI's taxonomy places the organism in Eukaryota, Metazoa, Mollusca, Cephalopoda, Octopoda, Octopodidae. The record is from RefSeq and is a predicted model, not a curated record.